This is a messenger RNA of Mus caroli (Ryukyu mouse), 4146 nucleotides long. The record is from RefSeq and is a predicted model, not a curated record. Lineage: Eukaryota; Metazoa; Chordata; Mammalia; Rodentia; Muridae.
AUGCCUUGCGCAGCCCAGAUUUCAGAUGAGCUGGAGUUCUAUGUGAACGGGAAGAAGGUGACAGAGAAGAACGUGGACCCAGAAGUCACUCUGCUGGCCUUCCUGAGAAAGAACUUACGCCUCACAGGAACUAAGGAUGCCUGUGGAACAGGAGGCUGUGGGGCCUGCACAGUGAUGGUGUCACAACACGAUCCGGUGUGCAAGAAGACAAGACACUUCUCCGUCAUGGCAUGCCUGGUGCCCCUGUGCUCCUUGCAUGGGGCUGCCGUCACCACCGUGGAAGGUGUGGGAAGCAUCAAGACUAGGCUCCACCCUGUGCAGGAGAGGAUCGCCAAGAGCCACGGUACCCAAUGUGGCUUCUGCACCCCUGGGAUGGUGAUGUCCAUCUACACACUGCUCAGGAACCACCCGCAGCCCUCAGAGGAGCAGCUCAUGGAGGCCUUGGGAGGGAACCUCUGCCGCUGUACUGGGUAUCGGCCAAUUCUGGAGAGCGGCAGGACCUUCUGCAUGGAGCCAGACGGUUGUCCACAGAAAGGAACAGGACAGUGUUGCUUGGAUCAGAAGGAAAGUGACUCAUCGGGAAGCAAAAGUGAUAUUUGCACGGAGCUAUUUGUGAAAGACGAGUUCCAGCCCUUGGACCCGACCCAGGAGCUCAUAUUUCCCCCAGAACUCCUGAGGAUGGCUGAGAACCCAGAGAAGCAAACCCUAACCUUUUAUGGAGAGAGAAUCACCUGGAUCGCCCCAGGAACCCUCCAAGAACUCGUGGUGCUGAAAGCUAAGUACCCUGAAGCUCCUCUCAUCUCGGGCAACACGGCUCUGGGACCAGCCAUGAAGUCUCAAGGACACUUUUACCCUGUCCUCCUGUCUCCUGCUAGAAUUCCUGAUCUAAGAAUGGUGACUAAAACCAGUGGAGGACUGACCAUAGGUGCCUGCUGCAGCCUGGCUCGGGUGAAGGACGUCUUGGCUGAGAGCAUCUCUGAGCUCCCACAGGAGAAAACUCAGACCUACCGAGCACUCCUGAAACACCUCCGGAGCCUGGCGGGACAGCAGAUCCGGAACAUGGCGUCCUUAGGCGGACAUGUUAUAAGCAGGCAUUGCUACUCGGACCUGAAUCCUAUCCUCUCUGUGGGCAACACCACACUCAAUCUGCUGUCAGAAGAAGGCCCGCGGCAGAUUCCCCUCAGUGGACAUUUUCUUGCUGGGUUGGCAAGUGCAGACCUGAAGCCCGAGGAGAUUCUGGGGUCUGUGUACAUCCCACACUCUCAGAAGCGGGAGUUCGUGUCUGCCUUCCGGCAGGCCCAGUGCCAUCAGAACGCCUUGCCUGAUGUAAAUGCUGGCAUGAGAGUCCUGUUCAGAGAAGGCACAGAUGUCAUUGAGGAGCUGAGCAUUGCCUAUGGAGGGGUGGGGCCCACCACCAUCAGUGCACACAGGUCCUGCCAGCAGCUUCUGGGCCGACACUGGAACGCACUGAUGCUAGACGAGGCUUGCAGACUGCUUCUGGAUGAAGUCUCCCUCCCAGGCUCAGCCCUGGGAGGCAAAGUGGAAUUCAGGAGGACUCUGAUUGUCAGCUUCUUCUUCAAGUUCUACCUGGAGGUUCUGCAGGAACUGAAGGCUGACGAGAAGCUGCCCCCCGAGUCCACCGACAGCCAGAGAUAUCCAGAGAUCGCAGACCGGUUCCUAAGCUCUCUGGGAGAUUUCCAGGUCACGCUACCCCGGGGAGUCCAAACAUACCAGAGAGUGGAUUCUCACCAACCUCUCCAAGAUCCAGUUGGACGUCCCAUCAUGCACCUGUCAGGUCUUAAACAUGCCACGGGGGAAGCUGUAUUUUGUGAUGACAUCCCUAGGGUGGAUAAAGAACUCUUCAUGGCUUUAGUCACCAGUACCAGAGCUCAUGCAAGAAUCAUAUCAAUCGACUCAUCUGAGGUCCUUGACCUGCCUGGUGUGGUUGAUGUAAUAACAGCUGAAGACAUUCCAGGCAACAAUGGUGAAGAGGAUGACAAAUUGCUGGCUGUAGAUAAGGUUCUCUGUGUGGGCCAGGUCAUCUGUGCCGUGGUGGCAGAGACUGAUGUUCAGGCAAAACGAGCAACUGAGAAGAUAAAAAUCACCUACGAGGACCUGAAACCUGUGAUUUUCACCAUCGAGGAUGCCAUAAAGCACAGUUCAUUCCUGUGCCCUGAAAAAAAGCUUGAACAAGGAAACAUCGAGGAGGCCUUUGAGACCGUGGAUCAGGUAGCUGAAGGGACAGUCCAUGUUGGAGGGCAAGAACACUUCUACAUGGAAACGCAGAGAGUGCUUGUUAUUCCGAAGACAGAAGACAAAGAGCUGGACAUGUAUGUGUCCACACAGGACCCAGCUCACGUGCAGAAAACAGUGUCCUCUACCUUAAACAUCCCGAUCAGCAGGAUCACCUGCCAUGUGAAACGAGUGGGUGGAGGCUUUGGAGGAAAGGUGGGGAGGCCAGCUGUGUUCGGAGCAAUUGCUGCAGUGGGGGCUGUCAAAACUGGCCAUCCCAUUCGUCUUGUUCUGGAUCGUGAAGAUGAUAUGCUAAUAACUGGGGGACGACACCCAUUAUUUGCAAAAUACAAAGUGGGAUUCAUGAACAGUGGACGGAUCAAAGCCCUAGACAUUGAAUGCUACAUCAAUGGAGGCUGCACAUUGGAUGACUCGGAGCUGGUAACAGAAUUUCUUGUACUAAAACUGGAAAAUGCAUACAAAAUCCGAAACCUCAGACUCCGAGGUCGUGCCUGCAUGACAAACUUACCAUCCAAUACAGCUUUUCGUGGGUUUGGCUUCCCACAGGGAGCCCUGGUAACAGAAUCCUGCAUCACAGCUGUGGCAGCCAAAUGUGGGCUUCCACCAGAAAAGAUUAGAGAGAAAAACAUGUACAAAACAGUUGAUAAAACCAUCUACAAGCAAGCGUUCAACCCUGACCCCCUGAUAAGGUGUUGGAACGAGUGUCUGGACAAGUCUUCCUUUCACAUCAGAAGGACAAGAGUGGACGAGUUCAAUAAGAAGAGUUACUGGAAGAAGCGAGGCAUCGCUAUUGUCCCCAUGAAGUUUUCAGUUGGCUUUGCUGCAACAAGCUACCAUCAGGCGGCUGCGCUCGUCCAUAUCUACACUGAUGGCUCUGUGUUGGUGGCACAUGGAGGCAAUGAACUGGGGCAAGGUAUUCACACCAAAAUGUUACAGGUGGCCAGCCGUGAACUGAAAAUACCCAUGUCUUAUCUGCACAUCUGCGAAACAAGUACAGCAACAGUGCCCAAUACAAUCGCUACAGCCGCUUCCGUCGGAGCGGAUGUCAACGGCAGGGCUGUGCAGAAUGCCUGUCAAAUCCUUCUCAAACGUCUUGAGCCCGUCAUUAAGAAAAACCCAGAAGGGACAUGGAGAGACUGGGUAAACGUUGUGUUUUCUGUGCCACUCCCACCCCUCCCCCCACCUAAAGGACUUUAUUCCCUCAGGGGCUACAAGGCCUUCAUGGACUGGGAGAAAGGAGAGGGAGACCCAUUCCCGUACUAUGUCUAUGGAGCUGCAUGUUCUGAGGUUGAAAUCGACUGCCUGACAGGUGCUCACAAGAAAAUCAGAACCAACAUUGUCAUGGAUGCAUGUUGCAGCCUGAAUCCGGCCAUUGAUGUUGGGCAGAUCGAAGGUGCAUUUAUCCAAGGAAUGGGUCUUUAUACCACCGAGGAGCUACUCUACUCUCCAGAGGGCGUCCUGUAUUCUCGGAGCCCGGACAAGUACAAAAUCCCAACUGUCACUGAUGUCCCGGAGCAAUUUAACGUGUCCUUGCUGCCGUCCUCUCAGACCCCACUCACCCUCUAUUCGUCAAAGGGCCUCGGGGAGUCUGGGAUGUUCCUAGGGUCAUCUGUGUUUUUUGCCAUUGUUGAUGCGGUGGCUGCGGCACGGAGACAAAGAGACAUAGCGGAGGACUUCACAGUGAAGAGCCCAGCAACCCCAGAGUGGGUGCGGAUGGCCUGUGCAGAUCGGUUCACAGACAUGAUCCCAAGAGAUGACCCAAAGACGUUUAAACCUUGGUCUAUACCUAUAGCUUAAGCAGCUGUCAUUUUUCUAAGAGAUAUUUUAGUACCCAAGUGAAAAGCCAGCUUCUUAAUCCUGACUGGACUCCACACUAUAUUCGGUCCUCAGCCU